This is a messenger RNA of Mangifera indica (mango), 969 nucleotides long. RefSeq names its product cytosolic sulfotransferase 15-like. Gene Ontology annotation, molecular function: sulfotransferase activity. Lineage: Eukaryota; Viridiplantae; Streptophyta; Magnoliopsida; Sapindales; Anacardiaceae. Gene Ontology annotation, biological process: sulfation. The record is from RefSeq and is a predicted model, not a curated record. The transcript has a single exon. The coding region runs from base 1 to 969 and encodes 322 amino acids. Gene Ontology annotation, cellular component: cytoplasm.
AUGGAGACCUCUUCUGCAUCAGAAGAGCUGAGCAAUGAGAUUCAACAACUACUCUUGAACCUUCCAAGAGAGAAAAACUUGGAUGGAACUCCUCUCUAUCAAUACCAAGCGUUUUGGACUCUAUCAAAAUUCAUUCCCGCCAUAAUUUCCUUUCAGAGACACUUCCAAGCAGAAGACGGUGACAUAAUAUUAACCAGCUUUCCGAAAUCAGGCACCACUUGGUUAAAAGCCCUAGCUUUCACCAUUGUCAACCGUACUCGUUUUCCUCUACAAAAUAGCCCCUUGCUCACCACCCCUCCUCAUCAGCUUGUUCCUUUCUUGGAGUUUGACCUUUAUAGGAAAAAUCAAUCUCCUAAUCUUGAAGACAUUCCCAAGCCAAGGAUUUUGGCCACCCAUCUCCCAUAUGCUUCAUUACCCAAUUCCAUCUUGAAUUCUGGUUGCCGCAUUGUUUAUGUAGCCAGAAAUCCUCUGGAUCAAUUCAUCUCCCUUUGGAAAUUCUUGGCCUCAUCGCAAGACCAAAACAUGAAUCUGGUUUCAAUUGAGGAGGCUUUCGAGAAGAUUUGCAGUGGAGUCCAAUUCUAUGGCCCCAUUUGGGAACACGUGUUGGGGUACUGGAAGGCCAAUCAAGAGAACCCAGAAAAGGUGCUCUUUCUGAAAUAUGAAGAUAUGCAAGAGAACAUCAUAUCUAAUAUCAAGAAUUUGGCCAAUUUCUUAGGAUGUGCUUUCAGUCAAGUUGAAGAGACGCAAGGAGUGGUAAAAGAAAUAUCAAAGAUUUGUAGUUUUGAAAAUCUGAAAAAUUUAGAGGUGAACAAGAAUGGUAAAUACUUACCAAGAUUUGGAAAUGAAGCGUUUUUCAGGAAAGGUACUGUGGGAGAUUGGAGAAAUUAUUUAACAUCUUCAAUGUCGGAUCGCAUGGAGAAGAUACUUGAAGAAAAACUAUGCGGCUCAGGUUUGUCUUUCAAGAAAUAA